Molecule: messenger RNA, 1447 nt
Organism: Myotis myotis
Lineage: Eukaryota; Metazoa; Chordata; Mammalia; Chiroptera; Vespertilionidae
Gene: CALB2
Product: calbindin 2
Exons: 11
Coding region: 90-905 (271 amino acids)
Biological process (GO): regulation of presynaptic cytosolic calcium ion concentration; regulation of long-term synaptic potentiation
Cellular component (GO): synapse; cytosol; dendrite
Molecular function (GO): calcium ion binding
Source: RefSeq, a predicted model, not a curated record
AGCGUGGCGCGCAGGACCUGGCCGAGCGAGCGCGGAGUGCAGUGCGCAGGGAGAGCGCGGUGCCGCCCGAGGUCUCUGAGCCGCACGCCAUGGCUGGCCCGCAGCAGCAGCCCCCUUACCUGCACCUGGCCGAGCUGACGGCGUCCCAGUUCCUGGAGAUCUGGAAGCACUUUGACGCAGACGGAAAUGGGUAUAUUGAAGGUAAAGAACUAGAAAACUUCUUCCAAGAGCUGGAGAAGACAAGAAAAGUCUCUGGCAUGACGUCCAAGAGUGACAACUUGGGGGAGAAGAUGAAGGCAUUCAUGCAGAAGUAUGACAAGAACUCGGAUGGGAAAAUCGAGAUGGCGGAGCUGGCGCAGAUCCUGCCCACCGAGGAGAGCUUCCUGCUCUGCUUCCGGCAGCACGUGGGCUCCAGCGCGGAGUUCAUGGAGGCUUGGCGGAAGUACGACACAGACAGAAGCGGCUACAUUGAAGCCAACGAGCUCAAGGGAUUCCUGUCGGACCUGCUGAAGAAGGCCAACCGGCCGUGUGAUGAGCCCAAGCUCCAGGAGUACACCCAAACCAUACUGCGGAUGUUUGACUUGAAUGGCGAUGGCAAACUGGGCCUCUCGGAGAUGUCCCGACUCUUGCCUGUACAGGAAAACUUCCUGCUUAAAUUCCAGGGCAUGAAGCUGUCCUCAGAGGAGUUCAACGCCAUCUUCACAUUUUACGACAAGGACGGCAGCGGCUACAUUGACGAGGAGGAGCUGGAUGCCCUUCUCAAGGACCUGUACGAGAAAAACAAGAAGGAGAUGAACAUCCGAGAGCUCACCAACUACAGGAAGAGCGUCAUGUCCUUGGCCGAGGCGGGGAAGCUCUACCGCAAGGACCUGGAGAUCGUCCUCUGCAGCGAGGCCCCCCUGUAGAGGGGCCACCGAGGCGGCCUCUCCUCCCCCCAGACCCUGCCCCGCGGCCCUGACACCCCUCCCCCGACCCCGGGAUCUUGGGCGCUCCUCCCCACGCCCCUGCCACCUGCAGAGCAGGAAAGGAGAGACGAGGACGGGCAGCUGACAGGCCCCCCCCGGAGCCCCCCUCCAGCCCAGCCCUGGCCUGACCGGCUCGGCUCUGCCUGCAGGGGGCACCAACCAAGCCUGGGAGGUGGGCAGGGCGCGGUGGGGGGGGGGGGGGGGUUCCCCGGCUUCUCUUCGCUGUGAUGCAUGAGCGCAUUUGCUGUGUAAUUUAGGCUUCUGUGUCCAGCUGGGUGGGCCCUUCCCUCCUGCUCCCGGCGCCUCCCCGCAGGCCACCGCCCGCCCCACACUUGCUGAUGGUGUAGCUGUCCCCUCAGAGCGCCCGUGUGCGGAGGGCACCGCCCCUCCCCCGUCUUCUCCGCUCAGCAUGCUCCUCCCUCCGGGCUUCUUGUCGUCUUGUUUACCAAAGAAGAGUUUACAGUCAAUAAAGUGGAAGCGUC